This is a messenger RNA of Symbiodinium pilosum, 372 nucleotides long. NCBI's taxonomy places the organism in Eukaryota, Dinophyceae, Suessiales, Symbiodiniaceae. The record is from the annotation of a GenBank genome assembly.
AUGGCGUCCAGGAUGCAGGCCGUGAAGUCUGUCACACGGACGAUGAUACCGCGAGUCAAGCCAGCAGUGGAUCUGGGCUUGAACACAAGUCAGAAAAAUGACAAGGCAGCGCUGGCCCUGAUCAACCCAGUCAAGGACUUAAAGCCGAAGUACCCGCCAGGAGGCCACGCGUACGUCUGGGGCGUCACUUGGCCGGGCCACUCUGACAAGUGGGGGAAUGAGGAGGCACCCUUCGUCGACUGGGAGGAGGUCGGCGAGGCCUUCAAAGUGUGGAAGGAUAUUGGAAUCGGUUCCCCCUUCGAUUACUUGAAGGGAUACCUUGCCGUCCUCAGUGAGGUGGCCUCCUCCAAGCUGCCUACCAAGAGUCACUGA